Leptosia nina is the source of this 1692-nucleotide messenger RNA. NCBI's taxonomy places the organism in Eukaryota, Metazoa, Arthropoda, Insecta, Lepidoptera, Pieridae. The record is from the annotation of a GenBank genome assembly.
AUGUAUAUUGACGGUCGGUUAAAUCAGCAUGCACAUGUAACGGGUAUGAGCAAAAGGCGGAUUCCAAACAAUUACACCGUUCGAGAUUUUAAUAAACGAACUCGACGAGGAGUAAAGAUGGUGGCACGCCCGCGUUCCCCACACGGGGCUCUUAUACCACAAUUCUACGCUGGAAGAAACAUCUUCAUAACCGGAGCUACUGGCUUCAUGGGCAAGGUCCUGAUCGAAAGACUGCUAUCUACCUGUCCGAACAUCGGUACUCUACACCUGCUGAUGCGUCAUAAGAAAGGAGUUUCGCCUGAAAAGCGGUUGCAGCAGUUGAAACAAUCACAGGUUUUCGAUAUCAUUCGUCAGAACGAUCCUACGCAGCUGGACAAACUGAACUUCAUUCCCGGCGACGUGUCAGAACCCAACUUUGGGAUUCUACCUGAAUAUCUUCUAAAAUUACAAGAGGUAUCCAUAGUGUUCCACUCUGCUGCUACUCUUAAAUUCGACGAAGAACUGCAGAAGGCUGUUGAACAGAACGUGCUAUCAGUGAUAAGACUCAUGGACAUUUGUGACACUUUGCCUAACAUGGAGGCCUUAAUCCACGUAUCAACCGCCUACAGCAAUCCAGAACUCUCGACUGUAGAAGAGAAGGUGUACACUCCGCCCAUGCCCUUGCCACGGCUGCUAGCCCUGAUUGACGCUGUCCCUACCAAUUUAUUACAGGAUAUCACACGCCAGUACAUUCACCCGAAGCCAAACACAUACACAUACACAAAAGCCAUGGCUGAAGAAGCGGUCAAGACACGACCAUCGCGACAAUAUCCUGUCGCUAUAUUCAGACCCACGAUAGUGAUUUCCUCCUUCCGUCACCCAUUUCCCGGGUGGGUGGAGAACCUCAACGGACCGAGUGGGGUCGCAGCUGCUGCGGGUAAGGGGGUACUCCACGUCUUCAGGCGGUCACCGAACAUGAAAGCUGAUCUCCUGCCAGUUGAUGUAGCCAUUGACACUUUGCUUGCUGUUGCCUGGGAGACCGCUGUUGAUAAACCGACUGACGUCAAGGUGUAUAACUGCAGCACGACGGAGAACCCCACGACGUGGUCGGAUUUCGAGAUGGCUCUCAAGAAGUACAUUCCCAAAUUUCCAUUGGACGCGGCUCUGUGGUACCCUUCGGGGACAGGAGUCGAGAACCUGUACGUUCAUAAGACUUUGCAUUUUAUACUACAUACGAUGCCCCUGUAUUUAGCUGAAUACAUCUUUAAAACUUUAGGAGUCAAAAUGGGAAUAAGUUUGAUAACUGCUGAACGCAAGAUGCGGGCUAUGAACGACGUCCUAUCGUUCUUCGCUCUCCGACAAUGGCACUUUCGCACUGAUAACGUCAAGAAGUUAAAACUACGACUUACGCCGCAGGACAGAAUGAUCUAUAACUUGGAUCCAAAGAGUAUAGACUGGGACGAUCAAUACAAAAACUUCGUCAUAGGUACAAGAAAAUACUUGUUGAAGGAAUCCGAUGAUAACAUCCCCGUUGCAAAGCGUCAUUUGAACAGACUGUACUACAUCCACAAAGGAGUAAUGUUGUUCUCUAUAGUUCUCUUUCUAAGGCUCCUCUUGCAAAAUAAGUAUAUAAGAGAGAUCGUCUACGGGACCUUGAGGCUUUUGUUCUCUCUUAUUAGCGAUGGAUAUACUUCCAUUGUAAGCAUCGACUGA